UUUCCAUCCUUCUCUGCCUCUGGUUCUGCCUCCUAUAUAUUUCCCCGGUUUUCCUGUUUUUUCAUUCACUCAUUUUCAAUUUCACUUUCUCCUUCUCUACUUUUGCUUGCAUUGCCAACCAUUAACCAGAACCACCAACCCCUCCGCCAUGGAAGCUCCGUCGUCCAUCCCUCACUUGGCCAUUUUACCAAGCCCCGGAAUGGGCCAUCUGAUUCCUCUCAUCGAAUUCGCCAAGCGCCUCCUCUCCCACCACCGUUUAACUUUCACUUUCAUAAUCCCUUCCGAUGGUCCCCCGUCUCAGCCUCAACGAGCCCUCCUCAGUUCCCUCCCCUCCGGCAUUCAUCACCUCUUCCUUCCCCCCGUCAGCUUCGACGAUCUCCCCGCCGCCUCCAAAAUUGAAACCAUCAUCACUCUCACCAUUUCUCGCUCUCUCCCAUCCCUUCGAAACGUAUUCAAAUCCAUGCUCUCUCACUCCAACCUCGUCGGCUUGGUCGUCGAUCUUUUUGGCACCGAUGCCUUCGAUUUAGCCAGAGAAUUCAAUAUUUCCUCUUACAUGUUCUUCCCCUCCACCGCCAUGCUUCUCUCCUUUGCUCUGUUUUUACCCAAACUCGAUCAAUCCGUCGUCGGCGAGUUCCGCGACCUCCCCGACCCAAUCAAGAUCCCGGGAUGUAUUCCGAUUCAAGGCAAAGAUUUAUUGGACCCAGUUCAAGAUCGGAAGAACGAAGCCUAUAAGUGGACGCUUCAUAACGCGAAGAGGUAUGCUUUAGCAGAUGGGAUUUUUCUCAACAGCUUCCCGGAAUUGGAGCCCGGAGCUAUAAAUUAUCUGCGGAAGGAGGAAGCAGGGAAGCCCCCCGUUUACCCAAUUGGGCCAUUGGUGAAAAUCGACGCAAAUGAGAAUGAAGAAAGGGCAGAGUGUUUGAAAUGGCUAGACGAACAACCACAUGGGUCUGUUCUGUUUGUGUCAUUUGGAAGCGGGGGAACUCUGUCGAGCGAUCAAAUCGACGAAUUGGCGUUGGGAUUGGAGAUGAGUAGACAAAGAUUCAUAUGGGUGGUUAGAAGUCCUUCCGAUAAGAUCGCAAACGCCACCUAUUUCAGCGUCCACAGUCAGAGUGAUCCAUUGGAUUUUUUACCGGAAGGGUUUGUAGAAAGGACGAAGAAGAGGGGACUGGUGGUGCCGUCGUGGGCGCCACAGGCUCAAAUUCUGAGCCACAGCUCGACGGGUGGGUUUUUAACGCACUGUGGAUGGAAUUCAACAUUAGAGAGUGUGGUAAAUGGGAUUCCUCUGAUUGCUUGGCCGCUGUACGCAGAACAGAGAAUGAACGCUGUGAUGUUAACAGAGGAGAUUAAAGUGGCGUUAAGGCCAAAAAUGAAUGAGAAAAAGGGGAUAGUGGAGAAGGAAGAGAUAUCGAAAGUGGUGAAAUCGGUGUUAGAAGGAGAGGAAGGGAAGAAACUGCGUCGGAAAAUGAAGGAAUUGAAAGAAGCUGCAGAAAGAGCGGUUGGAGAAGAUGGAUCGUCUAGUAAGAUAGUGAGUGGUUUGGUGAACAAGUGGAAAGCCAACAUUUCCAGUUAGAAAUUAGAAAAUACUCUUUUUAAAUUUAAUCCUCUGCCGCAGUGAAUUUUAUUCCCAAUUUUACUGUUAAUUUGUGUAUUUGUACAAAACAAAAGCACUUGUUUGUUUUGCCUCCUCGAUAAUAAAAGCAUUCCUUGAUUUCUAAAA
Molecule: messenger RNA, 1717 nt
Organism: Benincasa hispida (wax gourd)
Lineage: Eukaryota; Viridiplantae; Streptophyta; Magnoliopsida; Cucurbitales; Cucurbitaceae
Product: hydroquinone glucosyltransferase-like
Molecular function (GO): UDP-glycosyltransferase activity
Source: RefSeq, a predicted model, not a curated record